Messenger RNA from Jatropha curcas, 3566 nucleotides. Its product is annotated as Leucine-rich repeat protein kinase family protein. Gene Ontology annotation, biological process: protein phosphorylation. Lineage: Eukaryota; Viridiplantae; Streptophyta; Magnoliopsida; Malpighiales; Euphorbiaceae. Gene Ontology annotation, molecular function: protein kinase activity; protein binding; ATP binding. The record is from RefSeq and is a predicted model, not a curated record.
CAUAUAUCCUUGUCUCUGUGUCUCUCCCUCUCUAACUCUUUUUAACUCUCUGUGUGUGGUUUCUGUUAGUGGAACCGUUCUACUUUUUUUUUUUUCUUUUUUAAUUUUUAAAUUGGUGUAUAGCAGAAAGUCUUGAGCUUUUCAUGUUCUAUACGAAGAAAAAAGUGUUUCCUGACUUGGGUCAGUGUUUUUUGUUUGUUUUGUUGGCUUUCACUGACUCGCAAAACCAGACAAGGUAUGUUCACAUUCCAUCUUGACACUGCAAAACCUUCAUUAGACCUUAAAUACCGAGUUGUUUUCUCAAUAACAGUUUUCUAUUUGUUGGGUUCUCACUGACAAACAGCAAUACAAUAACUCCACAAAUUUUGUAGCAAAACUAGUAGUUUAAGCGAGCUAUUAGACCCGACUGUUUUUUUUUUUUUUACAUUAAACCCCAAAAUCAUUUUGCAUAUUGAUUUAAUGGAGUUGCAGAGCCUGAAAGUAUUGUCUGAGACGGGGGCCCAUGAGCAUUUAGUUUUCUAAAGCAUUAGGAGAGAAGAUUUUAAAGUGGGAUUGGGGUUUUUGGUUUAAUUUUGUUGUUCUGUUGUUUGUUUAAGGCACUGAUUCCAAAUGGGUUUUGGUUUCUUUGGUUCUAUUUUGGUUUUUUCAAUGUUCUUCAAGCUUUUACCUUGUCAACAACCCAAUACAGAUGCUUUCUUUGUAUCUGAGUUUUUGAAAAAGAUGGGUUUCUCCUCUUCCUCAGUCUACAACUUCUCUGCUCCAGUUUGUUCAUGGCCGGUGGUGUAUUGUGAUGGUCAAGGAAAUGUUAUUGAGUUAGUAGCUUCUGGUUAUGGCCUUUCUGGUUCUAUUCCUGAUACCACCAUUGGCAAGUUAACGAAGCUUCAAAUUUUAGAUAUUAGCAACAACAAAAUCACUGCUUUGCCUUCGGAUUUGUGGAGUUUGGGCACUCUCAAAACCCUAAAUCUCUCUCUAAACCAGAUUUCUGGUCCCCUCACCAACAACAUUGGCAAUUUCGGACAGCUUGAAACAUUUGAUCUAUCAUGCAAUAAUUUCAGUGGUGAAAUUCCUGCAGCAAUAAGUUCACUUUCUAGGUUGAAAAUUCUAAAGAUGGAUCAAAAUGGGUUUCAAGGGAGUGUUCCAUUGGAAAUUCUAAACUGCCGUUCACUGACUCUCAUUGAUCUUUCCUUGAAUAAGCUUGAUGGUUCCUUACCAGAUGGUUUUGGUGCUGCAUUUCCUAAGCUAAAAACCUUAAAUCUUGCAAGAAAUGGUAUUAAAGGGAGGGAUUCAGAUUUUUCAGAAAUGAAAUCCCUUACUAGUCUCAAUAUCUCUGGGAAUCUGUUUCAUGGUUCUGUUAUGGGGGUGUUUUUGGAAAUGUUGGAGGUGAUGGACCUGAGCAAGAACCAGUUUCAAGGCCACGUUUCUCAGGUACAAUUCAAUUCUAACUAUAAUUGGUCUCACUUGAUGUAUUUGGACUUAUCAGAGAAUCAACUUAGUGGUGAUAUUUUCCCUAAUUUGAAUCAAGCUCAGAAUCUCAAAUACCUUAAUCUUGCAUUCAAUAGAUUUUCCAGGCAGGAAUUUCCAAGAAUUGAUAUGCUUUGGAAAUUAGAAUAUUUAAAUUUGUCUAAAAUUAGUCUCAUUGGCAAUAUUCCUAGUGAAGUUGCACAAUUGAGUAAGUUGCAUUCACUUGAUUUAUCUGAUAAUCAUCUUAGUGGCCAAAUUCCUUUAUUACCUAUCAAAAGCCUCCAAGUUGUUGAUGUUUCACAUAACAAUUUGAGUGGAGAAAUCCCAUUGUCCCUUCUAGAAAAACUCCAAUUUAUGCAAAGUUUCAACUUUUCCUACAACAACUUAACCCUUUGUGCUUCUGAAUUUUCCCCUGAAACCCUCCAAACACACUUCUAUGGAUCAUUAAACAGUUGCCCAAUUGCUGCAAAUCCAGCCCUGUUCAGAAGAAAGGCUACAAAACACAAGGGAUUAAAACUUGCUCUUGCCUUAACUCUCUCGAUGGUUUGCUUGCUCGCUGGGCUGCUAUUUCUAGCUAUUGGUUGCAGGAGGAAAUCUAGUAGGUGGGCAGUGAAACAAAACUCAUAUAAAGAAGAACAAAAUAUUUCAGGCCCAUUUUCAUUCCAGACUGAUUCAACAACGUGGAUUGCUGAUGUUAAGCAAGCAAAUUCAGUCCCUGUAGUGAUUUUUGAGAAGCCAUUAUUGAAUAUCACUUUUGCUGACCUCUUAUCUGCAACUUCAAGUUUUGACCGAGGCACCCUUUUGGCCGAAGGGAAAUUUGGACCUGUUUACAGAGGAUUUCUACCUGGUGGAAUUCAUGUAGCUGUAAAAGUUUUAGUUCAUGGGUCUACAUUAACAGACGAGGAAGCUGCAAGAGAGCUUGAGUAUCUUGGACGAAUUAAGCAUCCGAAUCUUGUUCCAUUGACCGGGUAUUGCAUAGCUGGAGAUCAAAGAAUUGCAAUCUAUGAUUAUAUGGAGAAUGGGAACUUGCAGAAUUUACUUCAUGACUUGCCCCUUGGUGUCCAAACUACUGAAGAUUGGAGUACAGACACAUGGGAAGAAGAUGAUAAUAAUGGCAUUAAAAAUGUUGGCUCUGAAGGGUUACUAACAACUUGGAGAUUCCGGCACAAAAUUGCACUUGGCACUGCUCGUGCGUUAGCAUUUCUCCAUCAUGGUUGCUCACCUCCACUUACUCAUAGAGAUGUCAAAGCUAGUAGUGUUUACCUGGAUUACAAUCUGGAACCAAGAUUAUCUGAUUUUGGACUGGCCAAGGUCUUUGGCAAUGGUUUAGAUGAGGAGGUUGCUCGUGGCUUGCCUGGUUAUGUUCCUCCAGAGUUUUCUGAUCCAGAUAACAAUGUCCCAACACCAAAGUCUGAUGUCUAUUGCUUUGGAAUUGUUUUGUUUGAGCUAAUUACCGGAAAAAAGCCAGUUGGAGAUGAUUAUCCCGAAGCGAAAGAAGGAACUUUAGUGAGUUGGGUUAGGGGAAUGAUAAGGAAGAGCCAAGGAUCAAGAACUAUUGAUCCAAAAAUUCGUGACACUGGACCGGAACAUGAAAUGGAGGAGUCUCUCAAGAUUGGUUAUCUUUGCACAGCAGACAUUCCCUCGAAACGACCAAGCAUGCAGCAGAUAGUUGGUCUUCUUAAAGAUAUUGAACCGGCACUAGUUCAUCAAUGAUAAGCAUAAAUAUAAUGAAAUGCAAGCUAAAUUAAUUAUAUCAUAUGCCUUCUUUUUUGAUGUAUUUUUUGCUGUUCUUUGUAUUGAGUUCUUUCUGUGCUGCCAUUGAGAGGGAUUGAUUGUACAGUAGUACUUGAAGAUCUGUUUUUGACAUUUACCUUUUCUUUUAUUGGCAGCGUAGAAGUUUAAUUUAUACACAUGGAGAGAGUUUAAUCGUUGAAAGCCAGUUCUCUUCUCCAAGUAUCCAUAUAAUAUCAGUAUUAUCCCAUUUAGCUCUGUCUUUGUAUUAAUAGCAGGAUUUUGAGACAUGUAUGAAGCUUUCAGCUAUAGGAUGUGUGUUUUUCCUCUGAAGCAUUGGAGCAAAAGCCAAAAAGGUUCAUUAUUUAUUGUCA